CAGACGCCAUUUAUAUCACAUACAUGCAAAUUGGGAAAGCCCAUUAGAUGCCUUAAUGAGAGAUCCAAUCAACACGAGUGACGUCAUCCGUCCCGUCCUAUCACAGCCCGUAAACUGAAUUCCCCCCCGCCCCCUUCCAAUCAAGAGGCAUGACGUCACGCGUUCUGUUGCUAUAGCUGCAGAGCCGUGCGCCGCGUCAGGUGAGUCAGCAGUGGCGUUUGUGGUGACGAUGUUAGCCGGGGUGGAGCGUAAGCAGCGCGUCCACAGGAAGAUGGCGCUCCCCGCGGGUCCGGACCGGCGGCAGCUCAAGUCUGACAGCGACGACCAGCUGCACCUGAACCAUCACCAGACCGAGAUAACCGAGCUGGAGCUGCCGCGGGACGCGGAUAGUGAGGGCAUCCCGCUAAACUCUCCCUGGACCUUCUGGCUGGACAGGUCUCUCCCUGGAACAACUGCAGCAGAAUGUGAAUCCAACUUGAAGAAAAUUUACACAGUACAAACGAUACAGAGUUUCUGGAGUGUGUAUAACAAUAUCCCUCCUGUGACAAACCUACCUCUAAGAUGUAGCUACCACUUAAUGAGGGGCGAGAGGAAGCCGCUAUGGGAAGAAGAAAGUAAUGCUAAAGGAGGCGUAUGGAAGAUGAAGGUCCCGAAAGAAAGCACGGCCGUCGUGUGGAAAGAACUAUUGCUAGCUACUAUUGGUGAACAGUUUACAGAUCAUUGUGCCACAGACGAUGAAGUAAUUGGUGUUAGUGUGAGUGUACGUGACCGUGAAGAUGUUGUCCAGGUCUGGAAUGGAAAUGCCACAGUGGUUGGUGAAGCAACAGUUCUACAAAAAAUCUAUGAGCUUCUGCCAAACACGUCUUUUAAAGCUGUAUUUUAUAAGCCCCAUGAAGAGCAUCAUGCAUUUGAAGGGGGACGUUCGAGACACUAGUGAGGAUCUCAAAGGAUCCUUUUGUAAACCCUUAAACUUCCGGAUGGGUCUUGUCUUAUGCAGUUUUGCUGGGCCCCACCAAUGCCACAGUGAACGUUAAUAUCUGAACAGGAGGAAGGCCAGGCACAGGAUUUUAUUUCUUGGGUUUUUGUUUCGUUUUCUGCUGAACUACACUGGUCUUUUUUGUUAAGAUAUCUUUUUAUUAGAGCUUCAAAAUUGAAAACAUAGAACACAAAUUUUUUUUUUUUCUUCCCAUUUUAUGCGCGUUGAAACUGUAAUGAUGGCUUUGCUGCUCAAAGAUCAAACAUGGCUGCCCUAUGCUAAACUGUUAGUCUGUCCAGAAGCAGAGGUGUUAAGCGACUCAGGGUGAAGUUUGUGUAGCUAUCUGUCCUCAGUGGCUGCUCUGGAUUUUAUUUUCCUUUUUAACCCCCUGUGAUGUCUGAACCAUCAUGGCUACAUUCUAUAGAGCACUAGUUAUCUGGUCGCUCUGCACUGUUUUAUUGAUGACUGACCCCUUCCCACGUGGAAUUUUGGUUGCAGUAAUAUGCUAAACUAGCAGAUCAUGAUAAUGAAGAUGUCAGUAUCCCUGAAUGUCAUAAAUCACAUAUGCAAUUAUUACUCCCCUCCCUGUAUAAUUUUUAUUUUUAGCACAUUCCUAUCAAGCACAAAUGUACUUUGAGUCCACAGAUAGGUCACUGGUCAGUGCAGGGACUGGAAUAUAGAAUAUCCCUUGUUCAUAAAUAGCUGGAAUCUAUGGCUGCAUCUUCAGUCUCUUAAAGGGGUACUCCGCCCCUAGACAUCUUAUCCCCUAUCCAAGGAUAGGGGAUAAGAUGUCUGAUCACAGGGGUCUGCUGUUUGGGACCCCUGCGAUCUCUCCUGCAGCACCCCAAGUAAUCAGCUCACCAGAGCUAAGUUUGCUCCAUGGCUGACUUGGGAUACAGAUACCAGAGGUUUGUGAUGUCAUGGUGUGAAUGUUACCACGCCCCCUCCCAUAGGCUUGCAUUAAGGGGGCGGGAUUAAGCAUCACUAGGGGGUGGAGCCAUGACAUCACGAACCGCUGACCCCUGUCAUCAGCCAUGGAGCAAACUUGGCUCCGGAGAGCUGAGGACUCGGGGGCUGCAGGAGAGAUAGUGGGGGUCCCCAGCAGCAGGACCCCUGCAAUCAGACAUCUUAUCCCCUAAGAUGCCUAGGGGCAGAGUACCCCUUUAAGCCACCCAUGUAUUGGAAAGGGAUGUCUGAAUCUGCUCUCUGUGUUGUGUGGGUGUUUAAUUUUUUUUUAUUUUUUAGUGCCCCCAUAUUUUUAGAGGCUUAGUUGUAUGUGAGUAGAUUUAGUCUUUCAAAAGUCCUUUCGUCACACCCCCCCCCCC
This is a messenger RNA of Hyla sarda, 2301 nucleotides long. RefSeq names its product eukaryotic translation initiation factor 4E family member 3 (gene EIF4E3). Lineage: Eukaryota; Metazoa; Chordata; Amphibia; Anura; Hylidae. Gene Ontology annotation, molecular function: RNA 7-methylguanosine cap binding; translation initiation factor activity. The record is from RefSeq and is a predicted model, not a curated record. Gene Ontology annotation, biological process: translational initiation. Bases 230 to 934 code for a protein of 234 amino acids. Gene Ontology annotation, cellular component: eukaryotic translation initiation factor 4F complex. The transcript is spliced from 7 exons.